AUAUAGUGAAUGCAGGGUUCGGGGGUACCAGAUAUAGUGAAUGCAGGGUUCGGGGAGACCAGAUAUAGUGAAUGCAGGGUCCGGGGAGACCAGAUAUAGUGAAUGCAGGGUCCGGGGAGACCAGAUAUAGUGAAUGCAGGGUUCGGGGAGACCAGAUAUAGUGAAUGCAGGGUCCGGGGGAGACCAGAUAUAGUGAAUGCAGGGUCCUGGCAGAAUAGACAUGCUAUAUGUCCAUUGCAAUAAGACACACUUA
Staurois parvus is the source of this 253-nucleotide messenger RNA. The record is from the annotation of a GenBank genome assembly. NCBI's taxonomy places the organism in Eukaryota, Metazoa, Chordata, Amphibia, Anura, Ranidae.